UUCGAACACCUCCCCCAAGGUCGCGCCCGCCGUUCCCCCCUCCAUCCAGAAGCUCGCAGACGCCAAUGAACAGACGUGGCUCGUUAUAGGCAGCGUGGCCGAACAAAUGGGCGAUCUCGAACAUGCGCUCUCUGCCUAUGAGAACGCUCUGCGGCACAACCCCAUGUCAAUCCCUGGACUCACCCAGGUAGCAGGGAUCGCCAGAAUUAAGGAGAACUAUCCAAUGGCGGUCGAGUACUUCCAACGCGUUCUCAAUCUUCAAUCCGAUAACGGCGAAAUCUGGAGUGCUCUCGGGCACUGCUAUCUCAUGCAAGACGACCUGCAGAAGGCAUACUCGGCCUAUCAGCAGGCUCUCUAUUCUCUUCCAAACCCUAAGGAGAACCCAAAGCUGUGGUACGGCAUCGGCAUCCUCUACGACCGUUAUGGCUCGUUAGACAACGCCGAGGAGGCAUUCGCCUCCGUUCUCAAGAUGGACAAAGUCCUUACAGACUUUGACAAAUCCAACGAGGUUCUUUUCCGCCUGGGCAUAAUCUAUAAGCAACAGACCAAGUACGAAGACAGCUUGCGCUGCUUCGAUCGUAUCCUUCGCAACCCUCCCAGCCCAUUGGCCCAUGCCGACAUCUGGUUCCAGAUCGGCCACGUCUACGAGCAGCAGGGUGACCAUCGACGUGCCAAAGAAUCUUACGAGCGUGUAGUCCAAGAAAACGACCAUCACGCGAAGGUUCUGCAGCAACUGGGUUGGCUAUACCAUCAAGACGGCCCUGAGUUCCAGAGUCAGGAAACUGCGAUCCAAUAUCUUACAAAGAGCUUAGAAGCGGAUCCCUCCGAUGCACAGAGUUGGUACCUGCUUGGCCGUGCGUACAUGGCUGGGCAAAAGUACAACAAAGCGUACGAGGCGUACCAGCAGGCUGUCUACAGGGAUGGCCGCAACCCUACGUUCUGGUGCUCCAUCGGCGUCCUGUACUUCCAGAUCAACCAGUUCCGCGACGCUCUCGAUGCCUACUCUCGUGCUAUUCGCAUCAACCCUUACAUCCCCGAAGUGUGGUUCGACCUCGGCAGUCUGUACGAGAGCUGCAACAACCAGAUUUCCGACGCCAUCGACGCUUACGCUCGUGCGGCCGAGCUAGAUCAGAACAACAGAGCCAUUACCGAGCGGCUUCAGAUGUUGAAGCAUUCGCAGGCAACGGGUGCUCAACUGCCAGCCGCACCGCCACCACAAGAUGUACAUCCUACAGCCUACGCUAGUGCUGUCGUUCCUCCACCUGGUCUCGCUGGCCCACCGCUUAUGCUUCAUGCUGGGGGUCCUCGACCAAUUUUCCGAGCUGAUUCGCGCGGCCCCGAUAGCAGCAUAUCGAUGCCGCCGCCCCCUCAGCUCGGUCCUGGGCGUACGUCCCCGGCUCCUUUCAGAGGCGGUCCUCCACCUCCCGUCGUCCUCGACGACUCUCGUCGGGGGCCUCUUCACACCCCGCUCGCGCCAAUGGACGUCGACCACAUUCCUCCGCAUGUACGUGAGUCGAACGGUGCUUACGCCCCUCCCCCAGUCGGACGCGAUGUCCACACAAGAGGGGGCCAGUUGAACAUGCUCCUUCAUCAUACGGGCCCCCAGGUCCACGAGCAAGAGCCUCGUGGCCCCGCUCCUCAUCAUGAUCCUUAUUAUGGCCGAACCUCUCGCCCGCCCUCCCAUCCUGCUUCGCCACCACCUCACGUACGGGCGCACUCUCCGGUUGCGUCACCCUACCAAGGCUACUCGCAUAAUGGAAGACUUCCUCCGGGCCCUGGUCAAUCCAGCUCUCACAGCCGUUCUCCUCACAUGUAUGGACGUGAAGUCAGCAACUCUCACCCCUCGGAACUUGGUUGGGAACGUCGUGACUGGGAGCGAGGUCGACGAGGUCCGCCGAGCAGCGAGUAUCCUGGUCACCCCGCUCAGCACACCCCCCAGCACACCCCCUACUAUCCUGCGCGUGCGCCCUCGCCUCCCCCUCGACGGGUCGCCAGCCCCCCACACAGCCGUGGGCGUGAACCGGUGGAGCCGCCUCAUAUUCCGCGUCCGUCUUCGAGGCAGCAGUAUUACGAAAUGCAGCGUAGUGGCGCCAUGGCGCCUCCUUCGCCGCCCAUCCCGGUGAGCCACGAAUCCAUUGGUGGUCAUCGUCCGUACGGUGAGCCCGCGGACCACGGUAGGAGUAUGGGUCGAGGCGGGCCUCCGCCUUUCGUGGGUAGUAGCGUUCGGGGGUCCGAGAGCCCUCACGUGUCGCAGCGUGGUUCGUCUGUUGCUCCAGAGUCGAAGCGUCGUGGUGGAAGGAAGGAGAAGGAGGUCGAGAUUCCUGCCGGUGGUCCUCCGCCUGCUCCUGAGCCGGUGAAGAAGGAGCGUAAGAAGCGAGCGUCGACGAAACGGACGAGGGAGGAUAGUGUGCGUGCGGAGACACCGAAGCCGUCGUAUGCCGCCAACGACCGUAUGCAGGGCUCUCAACUGCAGCCUUUCAAAGUCUCGUAUGCGUCUGCUAAACCGAACGACUCGCCGGAGCCUACGAGCUCAAACGGGUCGUCUUCCAACCAUCGUUCCGUCCAGCCUUCGCCGAUUAACCCUAUCUCCGUGUCACGAGUCGUAGACGAAGACUACGACGAGGGUGUCGCCGAUACUCUCCUCAACCUUUCGCGUGCUCCGGAGCAAGGGUACCAUGUCACCAUCAGCGGGCCUGCCGUCUCUGGUGCUGCGAAGAGGGUCUCGCCGACUCCGUCCAUGACGUCCCGCCACAGUCAUCGGGGUUCGAUCUCGUCGACGCGGUCUCAACACACUCCUCCCAGUGCCGGCUCGAAGAGGCCGCUCAGCCCUGCUUCGGACGAGACCGACAACAAGAGGACGAGGAUGGAGGCUCCUUCGUCGAUGAGGAGGGGUCCUUCGCCACCGCCUUCGUCGUCGAUGAGCCAUUCGUCCACCCGUCCGUCACCUGCUCCAUACAGGACCGGGCCCUCGUCUCGUUCGCCGGAGAACAGGCAGCUAGAUAAGUCGAAGCAGUCGUACCCCUCCAGUCCUCAGCUGCCCGCUGUGCUUCCGCCUCAUCCUCGUCCCAUCGGCGCGGGGCUCGCGCAUUCGUCGAGCGUCAACCUUCCUCCUAUCGCCACGCUCUCACCAGCAUCGUCAGCGCCCUCACCAGCGGAUGCUGAUAGGAUGCAGGUGGAUAGGGAGGGACGGAGGUCGCAUUCGAGGACGCCGCCGACUGCGUCGUCGGGGAGGGGUAAGUUCUCGGACGUGAUGAAUCCUUCGACGGGUCCUGGAUCGGCUUCGAGUUCGCAGAAUGUGUCGGUGAAAGGUCCCGGUUCGGCUGGUUCGGGGGGUGCGGACAAGUCUUCGUAGGAUAUGGUCGUCGUCGUUUUUGUUUUGUUUGUUGCGCUUUAUGAUGCGAUUUUAUGAAUCUUAUGCCCCCUUCAUUCUCUUGCUCUUGCCGUCUUGGUCUCGGCCCUGUUGCAUGCAUACAUCUCUUUCCCCGUCUGGUUCUGAAACAUCAAUACCGUUGUAUUUUUUUUUCGUCUCGUCCUCGUCGUGACUCGCUUAGUUCUUGCUGCUCGUGUCUCUUCUUUUCCUCCCUCUCCUGCAUCCGUACCCUUGUGGUGUUCCGUGUUCGUGUCUGUUGGUUCACCUCACGUUCUUUGUCCUGCCCCCUUGCAUACAUACAUACAUAUCAAUUGCUUGCUUGCUUUUUUAUGACGUCGAUGAGUUUCGUGCAGAAGUCGGAGUCGGUUCGAAGCGAAGGGUGUGGUCGUGUCGAAUGCUUUUUUGUGUAUGUUGGAGUAGGCUGUUUACUUACUUAUUCUGUUUCUCUUGCUCGAGUUGUGAAAUGUGAAAUGAGAGUUUGAAU
This is a messenger RNA of Stereum hirsutum FP-91666 SS1, 3854 nucleotides long. RefSeq names its product TPR-like protein. Lineage: Eukaryota; Fungi; Basidiomycota; Agaricomycetes; Russulales; Stereaceae. Bases 107 to 3352 code for a protein of 1081 amino acids. Gene Ontology annotation, molecular function: chromatin DNA binding; RNA polymerase II cis-regulatory region sequence-specific DNA binding; protein binding. The transcript has 8 exons. The record is from RefSeq and is a predicted model, not a curated record. Gene Ontology annotation, biological process: regulation of gene expression.